This is a messenger RNA of Oppiella nova, 2121 nucleotides long. The record is from the annotation of a GenBank genome assembly. NCBI's taxonomy places the organism in Eukaryota, Metazoa, Arthropoda, Arachnida, Sarcoptiformes, Oppiidae.
AUGUAUGCCAUAAAAGUGUUUUCUCAUUGCCCGGGAUUUUGUAAUAAGAAAAGCAAGAAAAGUAAAUCUGAGAUAAUAUUAGCGGCUAAUGAGCCGGACUUAGACGCCGACCCUCAACGGGCACAGUAUGUGCGGUCCAUACCAAACGCCCUACUCUUUGACAACCUAUUACUUCAGGGGUAUCUCGUGAACCAAAACUUUUUGUCGAAAAUCUAUAAAUUCAAUGUACGGGAGGACGACCUGUGGUUGGCUACGUAUCCCAAGUCGGGCACGACAUGGACUGAGGAGAUACUGUCCCUCAUAUACAAUGGCGGAGACAUCGAGAAAGUGAAGGACAAACUGUUGCCAAAGCGUGUGAAGCACUUCGAAGUGGGUAUACCUGUGGGUCACUCGCGUUGGCUGCAGUCCAAGAAGUCUCAGCGUUUGAUUGCCACUCAUUUGCCCACAACUCAUAUACCCAUACAAUUGCAGCAAUUGAAGUGCAAGAUCAUUUACGUGGUGCGCAACCCAAAGGACACUGCCGUCUCCUACUACCAUCACCACCGUAUGUCCAAAUUCCUGGGCAACUACGCGGGCACGUGGGACAACUUCGUGGACCUAUUUGCCCAGGGCAAGCUAGUGCAUGGUGACUGGCUGUCCCACGUGGAGGGCUACUGGCGCCUACACCAGCAAAAUCCCAACCAAGUGCUGUUCAUAUCGUACGAGGAGCUGAAGACGGAUUUACCCAAAAUGAUUGCAGUGAUCGCCCGCUUUGUGGGCAAUAACCUAACGGAUGAGAUAAUCGAGAGGAUCGCAAACCACUGUUCCUUCGAUGAGAUGAAAGACAAUAAAAUGGUAAACCGGGAGAAGUUGCCGGUGAAGGGUCUGUUUGAUAUGAGUCAGUCCAAGUUCAUGAGGAAAGGCAUUAUAGGGGACUGGAGGACGCAUUUUAGUGAUGAACAAAGCAAACUGUUUGAUAAGGCCUAUAACCAUAGGCUCCAGGAGCUCGGUAUCAACCUGUGCUAUGAUAGCGAUGAGGCCGUCCAACUUGCAAUAAUGUUUGCCCUGAACAUCAUAUGGAAUAUUCGUAACAUUCGUGAAACUAAAUUAUUCCGCAAAUUCUCGCAGAAACGGUCGUCCGAUAUACACAUCGCCGCUCACGACCCUGAAUUAGAUACCGAUCCUCAACGGGCACAGUAUGUGCGGUCCAUACCGAACGCCUGGCGUUUUGAUGAUAUACUGCUUCAGGGAUAUCUCGUAUUUCCUAAUUUUUUGGGGAAAAUCAAGAAUUUUCAAGUAAGGGAAGACGAUAUAUGGCUGGCCACGUAUCCCAAGUCGGGCACCACUUGGACUGAGGAGAUACUGUCCCUCAUUGCCAACGGAGGAGAUAUAGAGAAGGUUAAGGAGACAGUGUUGCCAAAGCGGGUGAAGCACUUUGAGGUGGGACUGCCUGUCGGGCACUCGCGUUGGCUUAAGUCCAAGAAGUCUCAGCGUUUGAUUGCCACUCAUUUGCCCACAACUCAUAUACCCAGACAAUUGAGGCAAAUGAAAUGCAAGAUCAUUUACGUGGUGCGCAACCCGAAGGACGCGGCCGUGUCCUACUACUAUCACCACCGGAUGAGCUCAUUCUUGGGUAACUACAAGGGCUCGUGGGAUGACUUCUGCAAACUCUUUGUAUCCGGACAAUUGGUCUACGGGGACUGGUUGUCGCACGUGGAGGGCUUCUGGCGCCUACACCAGCACAACCCCAAUCAGGUACUGUUCCUGUCGUACGAGGAGCUGAAGACUGAUUUGCCUAAAAUGGUGGCACUUAUUGCCAACUUCUUGGGCAAAGACCUGUCGGAUGAGGUGAUCGCUCGGAUCGCCACUCACUGUUCCUUUGAGUGCAUGAAAGACAAUAAAAUGGUGAACCGGGAGAGUAUUCUACUGAAGGGGGUGUUCGAUAUGAAGGACUCCAAGUUCAUGAGACAGGGGGUCAUAGGGGGCUGGAAGCACAUGUUCACCGAUGCUCAGAGUCAGCUGUUUGAUGACACCUAUGCUGAUAAGCUGGAUAAACUUGGACUUCAUAUUUGCUACGAUAAUGAAGAUGCGUUGGCUUAUAUGCAGACUAACAGGCGUAAUAUUGAGCAGGGUGGUAAUUGA